Molecule: messenger RNA, 2276 nt
Organism: Chenopodium quinoa (quinoa)
Lineage: Eukaryota; Viridiplantae; Streptophyta; Magnoliopsida; Caryophyllales; Amaranthaceae
Product: cytochrome P450 714C2-like
Exons: 5
Coding region: 436-2010 (524 amino acids)
Molecular function (GO): oxidoreductase activity, acting on paired donors, with incorporation or reduction of molecular oxygen; monooxygenase activity; heme binding
Source: RefSeq, a predicted model, not a curated record
CCUAAGGUAAUCAGGCUGUGCUGUCCUUUUGAUAUAACUGUAAUACCCUUAUAAAUUGCCAAAUGUAAAUAACUCAGCAAAUUAAACCCUUAAUUCAGCAAAAAUAGUACCAAUGUACUACUUUAUACAAAGUAUUACUAACACUUAAUAUAAUAUAUCAUGAUAAAAUGUGACCCUGUAAAAAAUAUGAUUAAAAUAAGUUAGAAAGAACCUGAAUCGAAAACAAUGGAGCACGUGUAAGGCUAAGAUUCUCCCACACAAAAACAAAAACCAAUGUAAAGAAAACCACAGUAUAUUUAAUUUAAAACUGCAUUUGGCUCUGUCUAUAUAAUCAGUUUAUUUAUAAAGAUAAAACCAGAGUAAUAGCUACUUUUAUUAGUUUUCUGGGUAAAAAUUAAACACACACAAAAAAAAAAAAAAAAAAAAAAAAAAAUAAUGGAAGUUUUUAUGUCAGCAAUAAUUGGGGUAAUUAUAGUGUUAAUUGGUUACAUCUAUGUUAAGCUAGUCUUGCAGCCUAAAUUAUUAAGGUUGAAGUUGCAAAAUCAAGGAAUUAGAGGUCCACCACCUUGUUCUAUUUUGUUGGGUAAUAUCCCACUAAUUACCCAAAUUAAAUCUCAAAUUAAUUUACCAUCUUAUGCUAAUUCAUGUGAUAUUCAAGUUAAUCAUGAUUGGCCUUUGAUGUUAUUUCCUCACCUUUAUAAAUGGCAAUCUUUAUACGGACCAGUGUUCACAUAUACAACUGGAAGGAUGCAGAUGUUGUGCGUAACAGACCCUAAUGUUGUGAAGGACAUUGUCCAAUAUAGCUCUGUGGAUUUAGGAAAGCCUUCGUAUUUGUCAAAGGAUCGCGGUCCUUUGCUUGGUCAAGGUGUUAUCUCCUCUAGUGGUUCCUUUUGGUCUUAUCAAAGGAAACUCAUUUCUCCUGAAUUUUUCCCUGAGAAAGUUAAGUUAGAGGGUUUAUCAGGAGUGUUUGGUUUGAUGGUGGAUGCGACAACCACGAUGUUGAGUUCCUGGGAAGAUAGAGUAAGCAAAAGUGGUGGAACAGCAGAGAUUGCGAUUGAUGAAGACAUGAAAAGUUUGUCAGCUGAUAUAAUUUCAAAAACUGCAUUUGGGAGCAGCUACUCUAAGGGGAAAGACAUAUUUUCAAAGCUAAGGAAGCUUCAAAAGCUAAUGAGUAAAAAUCUGUAUGUUGGGAUUCCCUUUUCAAGGUAUAUGCCAACCAAGACCAAUCGGGAGAUAAAUAGACUAGAGAAAGAAAUCGAUUCAAUGAUAUUAAGGGUUGUCAAAGAACGAAUGGGAGCUGAACGUGAGACAGACUUCUUACAAAAGAUACUUGAAGGUGCUAGAAAAUGUGGUGAACAGAAUGACGUUCCCUUCAAAAUGGAUGAUAAGAGCCAUGAGAAGCUCAUCGUAGACAAUUGCAAGAAUAUAUAUUUUGCUGGUCAGGAAACAACUGCUGCUACAGCAGCAUGGAGCUUAAUGUUACUGGCUGUGCACCCUGAUUGGCAGACUCGGGCUCGAGCUGAGGCACUUGAAGCUUGCAGAGAUGAAAUUAUAACUGCUGACAGUCUGAGACAUAUGAAAGUGUUGACAAUGAUUAUCCAAGAGACGCUUCGUCUCUACCCACCAGCAGUAUUUUCUGUAAGAACAGCACUACAAGAUGCCAGUCUAAAAGACAUUCGAGUUCCAAAAGGACUCGACAUUCAAGUUCCAAUAGCUAUGUUGCACCAGAAUCCAGAUUUAUGGGGAGCAGACGCGAAAGAAUUUCACCCUGAAAGAUUUGCAAAUGGAAUUGCAGCAGCAUGCAAAGUCCCGCAAGCUUACAUACCUUUUGGGUAUGGAGCUCGUGUAUGUCUUGGCCAAAAUUUCGCCAUGAUGGAGCUCAAAGUGAUCUUAUCCCUCAUCUUGUCCAAGUUUAGCUUUUCGAUUUCACCAGGUUAUCAGCACAGCCCUGCAUUUAGGCUAGUAAUAGAUCCUGAGCAUGGAAUUAAACUCCUCCUAAGCAGGGCUUAAUUGGUUCAGGUUUUGUAAACUCGGCAUUCACUCAGCUUCUUUGGAUGCUAGAUUUUAGCCAUGGUGUAGGCGAAAGCCAUAGUUCGCUAUUAGCUACUGAUUUUUCAUUAUAAUCAGUGAGAAAAAAUAACCUUAGCAAUUAACGGAGUCUACCCCAAACACUCCAUAAGCACAAAGUUUACAUCAUGAAUUUGUGUACAUUUCAAUAACAAUAGUCACACCCUUUGUUUCAAAAAGAUUGUUCUUUUUAUGUUGAUAUGUUUCAA